Molecule: messenger RNA, 3459 nt
Organism: Nannizzia gypsea CBS 118893
Lineage: Eukaryota; Fungi; Ascomycota; Eurotiomycetes; Onygenales; Arthrodermataceae
Product: condensin complex component cnd3
Exons: 3
Coding region: 1-3459 (1152 amino acids)
Biological process (GO): mitotic chromosome condensation
Cellular component (GO): condensin complex; condensed chromosome
Source: RefSeq, a predicted model, not a curated record
AUGCCCGGUCGUGCGCCUUCUACUCGCCCUUCGUCAGCUGCGUCCACACGCAAAUCAUCCGUUCCACCUACAACCGCACCCACUGUUUAUAUUCCAGAGGAGCCAGCCUUACCCACCACCUCUGCAUCUCUCCGCUCAAAUGUCGUCGACAUAUUCGCAGAUGCGCAGCGCGCAAUUACAGGGCAUAGGAAACUUGCUAUUAAGCUGAGAAAAAUUCAGGAAGUUUGCUGUGGACUUCGGACAGCAAAAGUGGACGGGAAAAAGGGCUCCCGUCUCAGUGAAAUCCCCGAUUUAGCCGGUGGUGGACUUCCAGAGAAGGAGCUAAACAUUGAGAUCUGUCGAUGCCUACUUCGAGUGGUGCCAGUAAAGAAAGCCGAGGGAGCGGCGGAUAGGGUUAUCAAGUUUCUCGGGACAUUCUUGAAAGCUGCCACUGACAAAGACCUCGAGAUUUAUUCUGACGAUGAUCCUGAUGAGACGCGCGGCUUACCGGAAACCCCGUCUUCGCGGCUUACAUUCACGAUUGUGUCUACGCUUAUCCCGCUACUUGCCGCAAAGGACAAGACGGUUAGAUAUAGGACAACCCAGAUAAUUUCGCAUAUCGUGAAUUCAUUAGAUUCAAUUGACGAUGAACUAUAUAACUUAAUACGACAGGGUCUUGUCAAAAGAAUCAGAGAUAAAGAGCCUACUGUUCGUGUACAAGCGGUUAUGGGACUUGGUAGACUGGCUGGGAACGAUGAGGAGGAUGAAGACGGGAACAACGGAGAUAGCCCCUCUGCUCUGCUGGAAAAACUUCUUGACGUACUUCAAAAUGAUACCAGCGCCGAAGUUAGGCGUACACUUCUCCUAAACCUGCCUCUUACUCCAUCAACCUUGCCUUUCCUACUUGAAAGAGCCCGGGAUGUCGACGGUCCAACUAGACGUGCUCUAUACACCCGAUUACUACCUACACUUGGUGAUUUCCGCCAUUUAUCUCUCUCUAUGCGAGAGAAGCUACUACGAUGGGGCAUGCGUGACCGUGACGAUAAUGUCAGAAAGGCGGCUGGACGGUUGUUCUAUGACCGUUGGAUUGAAGACUGUGCAAGCUCAUAUAGAGCAGAAGAAGAGGAAGGUGGAGAAAGGACCUCAUCCCCCACAAUCGCUGCUCUUACCGAGCUUUUGGAGCGCAUUGAUGUGGUGAACUCUGGGGUAGAUAACGGAAUUGCUCAUGAAGCUAUGAAAAAUUUCUGGGAGGGAAGGCCAGAUUACCGUGAUUCUGUGACUUUUGAUCAACAGUUCUGGGAGACUUUGACGGCUGAAUCUGCAUUUAUGGCCCGAAGUUUCAAUUCUUUUUGCAGACAGGAGGGCAACGGAAAACUCGAGGAUUUAGCAGAUGAAAAAAUCCCUGAAGUCACUGCUAUGGCAUUUUAUCUGCACAAGUACGCUAAUGUACUCCUUACGCGAUUAAACAAUCCGGAAGAGGCAGAGGGAGGAGAAGAACAAACCAUGGAAUAUGAAUUCAUUGUUGAACAAUUGCUUUAUAUCUGCCUCACGCUUGACUACAGCGAUGAGGUUGGCCGAAGGAAAAUGUUUUCUCUCCUUCGAGAGACCCUGGCUGUUCCAAACCUACCCGAGGAGAUCACGAAGCUUACGGUCGAGGUCUUACGGUGUGUUUGUAGUCCUAAUGCUGCUGGUGAGGGUGAAUUCUGCAGUGUUGUCCUCGAAGCUGUAGCGGAAGUCCACGACACAAUUGUUUCCGAAGACAGCUUUGUCUCGGCUAAGUCAGAGAUUAGCGAAGACAGUAACCAACCAGUGCAAAAGGAUAAGCGCAAAAGUGGUGCCGGACGAGGCGAAGAAGACGAGGAAGAUAGCGAGGUACCCUUCAACAAGGAAGAGGCCAAGGCUAAAGUGCUCAAGGAAAUUGUGGUCAACAUGAAGUGUCUCUACAUUGCGCAGUGUAUGCUUCAAAAUGUGGAGGGAAAUCUCCAAGAUAAUGUGCAUCUUGUGACGAUGUUGAAUAAUCUGGUUGUGCCGGCUGUUCGAAGUCAUGAAGCCCCUAUUCGUGAAAGAGGGCUUGAGUGCUUGGGGCUGUGUUGCUUAUUAGACAAGUCCUUAGCAGAGGAAAACUUGGGAUUGUUUAUCCACUGCUAUACCAAGGGCCAUGAAUCGCUUCAAGAAAUGGCCCUCAGGAUUCUGUCGGAUAUAGUUACAACGCAUAAUUCAUUGCUUGCGCCAGUUGCAUCUGCAAAUGAUCCCAGCUCCGUGACUCCUCCGCCAUUCCAGAAACCGCUGCUGAAGGCCUUUGCAAAGGCCUUAAAGACAUCAAAUCUACCGCAUGCUCAAAGUGCAGCUGUCAUUGCGCUAAGCAAAAUGCUCCUCACGAAUGCCCUCUCUCCUUCCAGCCCAUCAAUUCCUCCCUCGAUCAAAGAAUUCAAUGAUAACUCCGUUGCAACACUUCUACAAGCCCUCGUCCUUGCGUUCUUCAAUCCACGGACGCGAGAAAACUUAACUCUCAGACAAGCCUUGACCUAUUUCUUCCCUGUCUACUGCCACUCACACAUCUCCAACGCUCAGCAAAUGCGAAAAAUUGCAGUACCGGCAAUCCGUACUGUCCUUGCAGCUGUCGAUGAUUUCUAUGCUCUUGAAGCAGAAGAAGAUAGUGAUGGUGAAGUAGAUGGAAGUGUUGGUGAAAAAGAGACCAAAGCACUCAUGACAGGUGUUGUUGGGAUGUUAACCGAAUGGACCGACGAUCGUCGGAUUAUCGGCCUAGGUGGCGGAGGAGAUCCGUUGGCACCAGCGAGCCUUUCGACUAACUCGAUGCUUCGGCCUAGCGAGAGCCUUCACUUAGCACUCUCCAAGGAUAUCCUACAACGAGUUUUAGGUGUUGGAGGCUUUGCUACUGCACCACGAGAAGAAAGGAAGUACUUGCUUUCUAUGUUGAGCAAGCUACAUUUACCUACUCCCGUUCCAAUGCCCUCUUCAAGAGCCAGUUCCCGUGUUCCCGAGGGUGCUCCUGAUGAACGAGAAAGUUUACGACCCAGCAUCAGGACUGACAAUAUGACUUCCCAGCUUCAAGAAGAUGAUGAUGAGCUGCCUCUCCAGGUUAAAGACCUCCUGGACCAAGCUAUUUCAGCUGGUGUUGCUAGUGAUGCUUCAAGCAGAAAUGCACUUGUGAAAGCAAAGAAUUCUAUCCUCAAAUUGCUUGCUGGUAUUAUAAAACCUUCGGAUAUGGAUUCCAGCACGAUGUCUGCACGACCUGGAAGACGAGAAAGAGUCCGCGUCAAGGAUGAGCCGAUUGAGGAAGAGGAUGAGAAUGACGUGACAGCUAUGUCUCAGGCGAGCAGGGCCAGCUCAGUGGCAACAAGCAAUAUUAGUCGCAUCGAGGAAGAGGAUGAAGGCGAGGAGACGGAGACUGAAAAGAGAAGAUCAGCCCGUCGUUCUGAGAGCGUGGCCAGUUCAGCUGCGGGUGAUGAAACUGAGUAA